Messenger RNA from Pecten maximus, 2749 nucleotides. RefSeq names its product mRNA export factor-like. Bases 83 to 1165 code for a protein of 360 amino acids. Gene Ontology annotation, molecular function: RNA binding; ubiquitin binding. NCBI's taxonomy places the organism in Eukaryota, Metazoa, Mollusca, Bivalvia, Pectinida, Pectinidae. The transcript is spliced from 11 exons. The record is from RefSeq and is a predicted model, not a curated record. Gene Ontology annotation, cellular component: nuclear pore. Gene Ontology annotation, biological process: RNA export from nucleus; transcription-dependent tethering of RNA polymerase II gene DNA at nuclear periphery.
CAGUGCGCGAAAUGGUAAUAUUAAUUGCGUUUACAAUAUUUGCCGAGGGAAGAAAAAUAAUUGACCUGAGUAAAACCUGAAAAUGAGCAUAUUUGGGGCAAAUAAUUCAUUUGGCAAUACAGCUUCCACCAAUUCCAAUGCAAUGAAGGAUAUUGAGGUCGCAUCACCUCCUGAUGACAGCGUCAGCUGUCUUAAGUUCAGUCCAGGGACAAUGGUUCAGACCUUCCUUGUAGCAGGUAGCUGGGAUAACAAUAUUCGGUGUUGGGAGGUGCAGCAGACCGGACAGACAGUCCCUAAGGCCCAGCAGACACACCAGGGACCAAUCCUUGACUGUGACUGGAGUGAUGAUGGAACAAAAGUAUUCACAGCUUCAUGUGACAAGACAGCAAAAAUGUGGGAUUUGAAUAGUAACCAGGCCAUACAGAUUGCACAGCAUGAUGCCCCCAUCAAAACUAUCCAUCACAUCAAGGCACCCAACUACAGCUGUGUAAUGACAGGCAGCUGGGACAAAACUCUAAAGUUUUGGGACACCCGACAGCCUACUCCUAUUGACUCGAUACAGUUACCAGAGAGAUGCUACUGUGCUGAUGUGAAAUACCCAAUGGCUGUGGUUGGAACUGCUGAGAGAGGGCUUAUUGUUUACCAGCUAGAGAACAGACCUCAAGAAUUCAGCCGCAUCGAGUCACCAUUGAAAUUUCAGCAUCGAUGUUUGAGUAUUUUUGCCGACAAGAAAACAAAUGCUCCUACAGGAUUUGCCUUGGGAAGCAUUGAGGGAAGGGUAGCAAUACAUUACAUCAACCCGACAAGUCCUAAAGAUAACUUCACCUUCAAAUGUCACCGGUCCAAUGGAACCACCAACGGCAUGCAGGAUAUUUACACGGUGAAUGACAUUUCAUUCCAUCCUACCCACGGCACACUGGCGACGGUUGGAUCCGAUUGUAGAUUUAGUUUCUGGGACAAAGAUGCACGUACAAAACUCAAGACUUCUGAACAGUUUGAUCAGCCAUUAACUGCUUGUAACUUCAAUGCACAGGGGAAUGUGUUUGCCUAUGCAACAAGUUACGACUGGUCAAAGGGCCAUGAGGGAUUUGAUCCACAGAAGAAACCUCAUAUCUUUUUGCGGCCAGGAUUUGAUGACCUUAAGCCCAGCAUGAAGAAAUCAUAAGGAUAAUUGUGUAUGAAGUAAAUGAAACCUUGACAUUUGUUGGCAUAAAGACACUUCAUUAAGGAUUUAAAUUUUACGAAGUGCUGUUGUGCAGACAUUAUGAUUUGUAUGUACAUGUAUGUACUUUUGUAUGUAUAUACCUGGUAUAUGUGAAUGGAAUUUCCAGAUUUACUUUUCAAUUAUUCUUUUUGAAAGCAUCAUGAAUAUGAAUUCUUUGGUAAAUUAUCUGUUAAAAUUGUAAAAAUCACUCGCUAUAUUCGUCACAGAAAAAAACCAAUGCAAUACAUAUAGGAGCACAAAAAAAACAACAUUUGUUUAAUAAAUGUCAUUUUUGUCUUGCCUGUGAUUAAUUUCUAAAAAUGAGAUUAUGAUGUUAAUUUUUGGCAACAAAGGUGUAAGCAUUGUCAAUACAAUUUGUAUUUCACUGUGAAGUCUUGUAUUUAGAUCCCUUGCUGAAAAGUUUAUGUCCAACUUUACCCAAACUUGGUAUAUAGUUCAAUCACAUUUACUGAGUAUCAUCCAAAAUAUAUGGUCCAGUGACUCUGAAAAUGAGUGAUGCUGGGAAUGUAGACUUAGUUUGUGUUGAGCACAGUAACUGUAUAAUUACUGUCAGUUUCAUUUCAACCAAACUUUGAAUAUAGUUGUAUUGUAGUAUGGGUCAACAUUCCCAAUAUAUUUAAAAUGUGAAUUUCAUUUUUUUUUGGUUUUGGAAAUAAUCAAGAAAUUUUAGUGAAUUUUGGAGUUUACUUUUAAUACUGACAAAGCAGGACAGGCAAAGCAUAAGAUUACCUGUAAUUCUUGUUGUUUGUACUCUAGAAGCUUCAUAACUUUGGUAUUUUAAAUUAUAUUGUGCUAUUUACAGAAAUUUUAGAAGCUGAAUGAUAUGUUGUAUGAUCUGUAAAACUGAGAAUUCCAAGUAUUUUCAUUACAAACCCAAGAACAUGGCUCUCAAGACCUAACUACAAUCUCACUCCUUUAAUCAGGAAAAACGUAUUAGCUGCAUUUAAGAGAUUUGCUCUCUGUUUGUUAUAAAUAUAGAUAUACAUCGUGUAGUAAUAUCAGUAAGACAAGUACAAACAAUUUACAUGUCUGUACUGUAGUCAUUACUACAUGACCAACUAUCUAUUUUUAAUAGUACAUCCAGCAAUCAUUGUUAGAAUAAAGUACCUAUAUUGGACCAUACUGUCGGUAUUACUUACUAGACCAUAAAUAUAUAAACAAAACAAAAAAUCAAACCAGCAGAUAAUCACAAUUUGUAUCUCAUAAACCAAUAUAUAUUCCUGCCAACUGAUAUUGGUAAGGACACUCCGGAUGGGGAGCUGCUUUCUUGGUCUAGUCCGGUUAUCGUGUAUGUGUUUGUAAAUAUAUUUGCCAUUUCACAUAAGUCUAUUGAACAUGUUUAAUCUUUAUAAUUGACAUGGAUACCAGUGAUUACAACAAUUGUACAAGUUUACAAUACAAUAUCUGUAUAUAUAUAUAUAUACUGCAGGUGUUUCUGUGCUGUUUUCUGCAAGUUGUUUAUCAAUGUAUAUAUUGUACACUGUACUUGUGGAUAUAUUAUUGAUUAAACAAUUAAGUAACAUG